Pogoniulus pusillus (Red-fronted tinkerbird) is the source of this 1111-nucleotide messenger RNA. Its product is annotated as exendin-3-like. Gene Ontology annotation, cellular component: extracellular region. Gene Ontology annotation, molecular function: glucagon receptor binding; hormone activity. The transcript has 4 exons. The record is from RefSeq and is a predicted model, not a curated record. Bases 381 to 719 code for a protein of 112 amino acids. NCBI's taxonomy places the organism in Eukaryota, Metazoa, Chordata, Aves, Piciformes, Lybiidae. Gene Ontology annotation, biological process: negative regulation of apoptotic process; positive regulation of insulin secretion involved in cellular response to glucose stimulus; adenylate cyclase-modulating G protein-coupled receptor signaling pathway.
CCCUUCUCCCUCCUUCUCCUCCCCCAUCCUCCUCCUCUUCCCUCUUCCUCACUCCUUCUCCUCUCCACUCCUUCUCCCUUCUUCUCCUUCUCCACCUCACUUCUCUCUUCUCCUCACUUCUCUUUCUCCCUCCCCCUCCUCCCUCCCACCUCCUUCUCCCUUCUCCCUCCUCCACCUGCUCUCCCCUAUUUCUCCUUCCUUCUUCUCCUUCUCUUCCUCCCUUCUACUCCUUCCUCACCUUCCUCUCCUCACUUUUCCUCCCUUCUUUUCCCCUGCCUCCUCCUUCUCCCUUCUUUUUCCCUCCCUCCUCCUUCCCCCUUACUUCCCCUGCAGCCACUCUCACCUCCAGCUGCCCCCAGCCCACUUUUGGUGCAGGAGAGAUGGAGAAGCUGCUCUGGCUCUGGCUCUGCCUCUCAGGGCUGCUCUUGGCUCUGCUGGCCCCAGCAGGGUGCUCGAUGGACCCUCAGGACUUGGAGGAUGCAGACAGGGCACAGGCGUUGGGAGCCCAAAGCAGUCACAGCUUCGCCUCCGGCAUCAAACGGCACUCGGAGGGGACCUUCAGCAGCGACUUCAGCCACUACCUGGACCGGCUGAGGGCAAAGGACUUCGUGCGGUGGCUCCUCAGCAGCAGCAGCAGGGACAGCUCCAGCAAGAGGUACCUGAAGGAGAAGCCCAGCAGAGACCUCCCCCCAGCUGCACUCCCACCCCUGUACAGCUGAAGGGGCACAGAAGGCUCCAGGCUGGGGAGGGCACAGCAGCCCCCAGCAGCCCCACAGCUGCCAGCACAGCUGCUGCUGCUGCUCCAUCACCUCCUGAGGAUCACCCUGGGCCUGCUCCAUCACCUCCUGAGGACCACCCUGAGACUGCUCCAUCACCUCCUGAGGACCACUCUGAGCCUGCUCCAUCACCUCCCCAGGACCACUCUGAGCCUGCUCCAUCACCACCUCCCCAGGACCACUCUAAGCCUGCUCCAUCACCUCCUGAGGACCACUCUGAGCCUGCUCCAUCACCACCUCCCCAGGACCACCCUGGGCUCUCUCCACCUUCUCUGUACCCUCUCCCCUGGGCCCCAGCUCGUCCCUCCCCCACAAUAAAGCCUCUGCCAAGCCCA